Molecule: messenger RNA, 2370 nt
Organism: Dujonia railenensis
Lineage: Eukaryota; Fungi; Ascomycota; Pichiomycetes; Serinales; Debaryomycetaceae
Source: the annotation of a GenBank genome assembly
AUGGACAAAGAAAGAGAAGAAUCUCCAAUAAUCGAUGGCUACGACGGAGACGUGCGUAAUUAUGAUAGCAACUCCGACGAUGAAAGCUUAUCAAAAUCACAUCAGUCUACACAUUUCUCAUCAGCUGAAGAAAAGUUCAUGAAGCUCCAUGAUUUAAAAGUCCAGGCGUUUGAAGCACUUCACCUGGGUAAUAAUCAUCAUCAUGACUCUACUAGUACACUCAGCUCCCCAGCAGAUCCUCUUAUGUCAGCAUCGGAAUUAACAAGCAGCUCUUCAGCUUUGGAUACAACCCCAAGCUCGCAACUCCACUCGAAGCUCUCCGAAUCGCUUAAAAGUCCAAUCAAGAGAAGACAGUCGAUAAUUGAUCUUCCCCAGAACCAUCAAGGCUUUGUGGGAUACCACUCUCAUCCUUCAGCGACUCCUACUACUGCUAGUCAACAGGCCAAGCCAAAAAAUGCCAUUCCAGAAGAAUACGCUUCAGAUGAAUUGAUUGAAUUGUACGAAAAUAUUCGGGAAUGUCUUGCAAUGAGACAUAAAUACUUGGCGUUAUCCAAUCAAAACGAUGAAUCUAUCAACCCAAAGAACAAGCCCGAGUGGGAAAUCUACCCAUCUCCUCCGUUGCCAACCUACAAGUCGAAGAACAGAUUUAACCAGCUUCCCGCCGAGGGAGGUGAAACUAGAGAAGAAGAAUUUCAAUGGGAUAAAGUUGAAAAGGAAGCUUCAAGAGGCAAGUUCAAGGACUAUGAAUUAGUAACCGGGGCCGAAGAUAUCUAUAACGUGAUCGACCCAGAUACCAAAGAACCAAUCGUUGCAGUACCAUCCCUUCGUGAAUACUAUUUAGAUUUGAACAAAAUCACCAGAAUUUCAUCAGAUGGGCCUUCCAAGUCGUUUGCCUUUAAGAGAUUGCAAUUCUUGGAGACCAAGUGGAAUAUGUACUACUUGCUCAAUGAAUAUGAAGAAACGAAAGAAUCAAAGAAGAACCCACAUCGUGAUUUCUACAAUGUUCGUAAGGUCGAUACUCACAUCCAUCAUUCAGCUUGCAUGAAUCAAAAACAUUUAUUGAGAUUUAUCAAAUAUAAAUUAAAAACAGAACCCAAUGAACAAGUUAUUUUUAGAGAUGGUAAGAUCUUGACAUUACUGGAAGUGUUCAAAUCUCUUAACUUGACUGGCUAUGACUUGUCAAUUGAUACAUUAGAUAUGCAUGCCCACACUGAUACAUUCCACAGAUUCGACAAAUUCAACUUGAAGUAUAAUCCAAUUGGUGAGUCAAGAUUGAGAGAAAUCUUCUUGAAGACAGACAACUUUAUUGAUGGGAAAUACUUGGCAGAGCUCACCAAACAAGUCUUUGAAGACUUGGAAAGCUCCAAGUAUCAACACGUGGAGUUAAGAAUUUCUAUAUACGGUAGAUCAAUUUCUGAAUGGGAUAAAUUAUCAUCAUGGAUCGUUGACAAUAAAUUAUUCAGUCACAAUGUUCGUUGGCUAAUCCAGGUUCCUAGAUUAUACGAUUUGUAUAAAAAGAAUGGUAACGUUGAAUCAUUCCAAGACAUUUUGACCAACUUGUUCAAACCAUUGUUUGAGGUGUCCAUUGAUCCAUCAUCUCACCCUAAAUUACAUGUGUUCUUGCAAAGAGUAGUUGGUUUUGAUUCUGUUGAUGAUGAAUCUAAACUGGAAAAAUUAUUAUCUUCCAGAAAAUUCCCAAGAGCCAGCGAAUGGAAAUACCCAACUAACCCACCAUACUCAUAUUAUUUGUAUUACAUUUUUGCCAAUAUGACAUCGUUGAAUAAUUUAAGAGAACGUCACGGAUUAAACACUUUCCUUUUAAGACCUCAUUGUGGUGAAGCUGGAGACCCUGAACAUCUCAUUAGUGCAUUUUUGACAUCUCACUCCAUCUCACAUGGUAUCUUAUUGAGGAAGAUCCCAUUAAUGCAAUACUUGUAUUACUUGGAUCAAAUCGGAUUAGCAAUGUCCCCACUAUCAAAUAAUGCUCUUUUCUUAACUUAUGAUAAGAACCCUUUCUACAGUUUCUAUAAAAAGGGUAUGAAUGUGUCAUUAUCGACGGAUGAUCCCUUGCAAUUUUCCUUCACCAAAGAACCUUUGAUUGAAGAGUACUCUGUAGCAGCUCAAAUCUACAAAUUAUCCGGGGUAGAUAUGUGUGAAUUAGCCUGCAAUUCAGUGAAGCAAUCAGGCUGGGAGACUGCAAUUAAGAAGCACUGGCUCGGUAAGAAAUACUUAGAGAAGGGAGUUUCUGGGAAUGACAUUGAAAAGACUAACAUCCCUGACAUCAGAAUAAAGUAUAGAGAGGAAACUUUGCAGAGUGAAUUAGAGUUGAUCUCCUACUAUACUGGAUUAAACAAAAAAAGAAAGGAUUAA